Messenger RNA from Amphimedon queenslandica, 946 nucleotides. RefSeq lists its product as uncharacterized. Bases 47 to 946 code for a protein of 299 amino acids. The transcript is spliced from 5 exons. Lineage: Eukaryota; Metazoa; Porifera; Demospongiae; Haplosclerida; Niphatidae. The record is from RefSeq and is a predicted model, not a curated record.
AGCACCAUGGUGUCAAAUCCUGACACUACAAGUUCCUUACUCCAGGAUGAGUUUAUUGCUUCAUCUAUUGCUCCUUGUUCCUUCUGUUGCUAGUGUUAGUUUAUCACUGACAAGUGGAGAGGUUUGUGAAGGAGCUGUUGCUACUUGGACCUGUGUUGUUAAUAAUUCUUAUGAUGGGGUUUCGAUAGCAUGGCGUAACAAUGGAGAAACUGCAUAUCCACUUAACACUUUAGCUCCACUGGGACCAGAUAGUCCAUUUAAUGCUACACUCACUUCUAUUAAUAGCAGUGUCAUCAUAUCAAUAGCAACUGCUACAGUAACUGAUAUUGUGAAUGGAUCAUUACUGGAGUGUUCUGAUAGUCGCUUUAACUCUCCUUCUACAAAUGUUACUCUAAUUUUAAAAGAUCCAGAAGCUGGUAAUCUAAGCUCACCUGUGUUUUAUGAUGAUGGUAUCAGGGUCUCUUGGAGUGGAGCCACUUGUUUAUCAUCACUUAGACUCUCAACCCAUCUCUCAUCAGCUUAUGAAGUUGAUGUGAAGAAUGUAGCUGGAACAACACAUUAUGAUUUUAUUCCAGUGACUUCUGGUGACUACAGCUUUCAAUUAACCAGUGUUGAUUAUUCUGGAAAUGAUAUUGGCUCUAUGAAUAGUACAUCCAUUCCUUGGAAAGAGCCUAAAAUAUCUGUUGAUACAAAUGUUAACAACAAUAUUGCCAACUUUACAAUUAAGAACAAUGAUGAUGAACGACCUCCAGUUACUAACUGUAGCAUUACUUUUGAUGAUGUCUUGAAUAUGAAUAAUAUUGUCAUCUUUAGCAUAACGCCAGGAGCUAAGCAUUCAUACAAUAUCACUGUUACUAAUGCUGCUGGUACAGUUAAUAUGAAUGGUGGUAAGCUAACACGUUCAUAUUUAGAGCAGAUAUUAACCUUCUUUACUAGAGUUGAGUAA